AAACGUAUUUGAAUACCGGGUUCUUUACAUUGAAACUGCCAGUCAUUCAAUAUUUGGAGACACGUAUUUUGCGCGUGUUUUAUUUAUUCAUGUUGUAUUAGAUCAACAGAAAGAAACAAUGGGAGCAGUACGUGUGAUUAACGACGAUGGCCACUUUUAUGGGGAAAUAGCUAGUGCUGGUACAAAAUUGGUUGUAGUAGAUUUUACAGCAACAUGGUGUGGUCUUUGCGAUAUAAUUGCACCGGUGUUUGAGCAACUAUCAGUGAAAUAUUCAAAUGCAGUAUUCCUUAAAGUUGAUAUAGACAAGUGUGUAGCGACUGCUGCUAUGCAAGGAGUCAACGGAGUGCCUACAUUUUUAUUUUAUCGCAACAAAAAAAAGUUGGGACUGUAUCAUGAGUCCGACCCGGCUGGACUAGAAUCAAAAAUUCAACAGUUUUACGGCAACGGAGAGUCAGAGGAUUCUGAGAGUCCAGUGUCUGGACAUAUGGAUCUAUCAACGUUUAUUACCAAAACACAGUGCGAGUGUUUAAAUGAGUCGGACGAGCACAACUUUUUGCAAUGUUUGAGCACCGACGAGGGAUACCUGGAAAGCGAUUGCGACGAACAGCUGAUAUUAUGCAUCGCGUUUUCACAAGUAGUCAAAGUACAUUCUUUGAAAAUCAAAGCUCCCAAUGACAAAGGACCAAAAACUAUCAAAUUGUAUAUCAAUCAACCUAGAACGAUCGACUUCGAUAUGGCAGAUUCUAAUACAAGUGUUCAAGACUUAACUUUAUCAGCGAAAGAUAUCGAAGAAGGUAACCCAAUUCCUUUGCGCUAUGUGAAAUUUCAAAAUGUGCAGAAUCUACAGAUCUUUGUGAAAGACAAUCAAAGUGGUAGUGAGACGACAAGGAUCGACCAUUUAGCUAUAAUUGGUUCACCAAUUUCAACAACAAACAUGGGAGAAUUCAAGAAGGUGGUCAAUAGAGAAGGAGAGAGUCAUUAACAGCCAAUUGCUUAUUGUAUAAUGAAUUGUGAAAGAGUAUCUUAUGUCAAAUAAACUUUCCAUGGUCAUUAUAUUUGACGGAAAUGAUACGAAAGUAAAAACUUUUUUAUAAUUCUUGUUUUUCGUUAUGUAUCCAGGAUCUCUGUAAUUACGAAACAAUGUAUUUAAACUGUACAUAUAAAACAUUUGAUUAUUAAUUGAAAGUUUCGUUGGUAUUAAAAAUUUAUUAAAUUUAAACGUGUACGUAGUUUUGUAAGAAAUAAAGUCCACUAUCGAGAUCCUGUAAAAUAAAUCGUAGCAAAUAGUGAUCAUGAAUAUUUCUUUUGUAUGACACAAUGUUCAUUUGAACAAUAUAAAAAAUAUGCAAAUAAUUUAUACAUAUACGUUUGGUUGAUAAGAAAUCUUGCUAAAUGCAAAAGUGAGAAUAACGAACAUUUACAAUUGUUACACGCAUAAUAAAUAAAUGAAUGAUUAAAUUAA
Molecule: messenger RNA, 1462 nt
Organism: Osmia bicornis bicornis
Lineage: Eukaryota; Metazoa; Arthropoda; Insecta; Hymenoptera; Megachilidae
Gene: Txl
Product: thioredoxin-like protein 1
Exons: 4
Coding region: 119-982 (287 amino acids)
Source: RefSeq, a predicted model, not a curated record